Molecule: messenger RNA, 3762 nt
Organism: Bactrocera oleae (olive fruit fly)
Lineage: Eukaryota; Metazoa; Arthropoda; Insecta; Diptera; Tephritidae
Source: RefSeq, a predicted model, not a curated record
UUUACACUAGCCCGUACACUCUUACAUACCUGACGACAUUUUAAGAACGAUAUUUCAUGAAAGCAAAUGCCAUGCGACAAUAUUGCCAACCUCAACUUUAAGCUUUGGCUACAAUUGCGUCAGACAUUUGUUUUGAAAGAAAAUUUUGAAGUACACUUUUGUAUGAGUACGUUAACAAAACAAGUUUUUGACGCGAAGCCAAGCAACAGUCCGAAUUAUUAAAAGAGAGAAACACUGAAAACAAUGCGGACAUUGUGGUAUACCGUUUGUUUCUACGAUUCAUUGUUAUGGUAUGAACUGUUAUGCAAAGCGAAGAAAGUUACAUGUGAAUGGGCUUAUAUGGCUGUUUCACAUAAAACUUAUGCAUCGCUUGGCUUCAGACAUUUGUUUUGACAGAAAAGUUCGAUGUAUGCUGUUGUUUAAAUCGAUCACAUCGAAACGAAGCGCAGCAAAGCAAAGCAAAAUAGUGAGGAACCCUCAUCUUUAUAUACUUUGCCAAAUAACAGCCGCCAUUUCUAUUAGAGAGAAACAUGACGCAACCUUUGUUUUUUUCGUUCUUCGUUGGUGAAGUACGCAUUGUCAAGCAAAGCGAGGAAAGUUGUAUGUGAAUUGACCAUUAUGGUUUUGACAGUUCAUGGAAUCAGUCGUUUUUGACAUUUCGUUUUGCAUAUCCACAGAAAGUGGAAAAUUUGUUUUUCUUAGUUUUUUUUUGCUUGACUAUUUAAGCCAAAAAUAAUAUUUAUCAUAAUAAAGAAAUAGCUAAAGUAGAAUAAUACAAUUAAUUAGAAAAAAAUAUGCAGUAAAUAAAGGCGAACCAUAGUAAUAUAAGUGUGUAAAGAUGCCGACUCUGACAUUGACUGAAACAGGUAGCACUACAACAAUGCAUAUGCAAGUCUAUCAGGAUGGACAUUCACCAACUUUAGAGGAGCAAGGAAACCAUUUGAAUCAACAGCAGCAGCAAUUAAUAAAUUUAGGUAACAUGGCGAGUAUCACCCAUGGAUUAAACGAAGAUGUUGUUUCUAUACCCAAAGAGGUUAUGCUUAUAUCGCUGGUAUCGCAAGAGCAAGCUCUUUAUAAUCCUAAGCAUGAGUUCUAUCGUAACACACAUCGUAAAGAUUCUAAAUGGUUGGAGAUUGCAGACACUGUCGGUUGGACAGAUGCACAAUGUAAAUCAAAAUGGAAAGCCAUGCGUGACCAAUAUUGUCGUGAGCUAAAACGCAGCAAAUUUAAUAUCAAAGCUAAUGUCAAAUGGAAAUAUUUUAAGGAAUUGGAAUUUUUACGACCUUUUGCUUUGUCGAGGAACUAUCGACCGCGCGCCACAAAUAAAAACGAAAAUUCAACUGGGUCAAACGGAAAGAAUGCUGGCAACAAACUACCAAGUAUUAAAAUGGAACAUGGUCAAUUUAGCGCGUCUGAUUUCACCGCCGACAAUGUUUUAAGUGCAGAAGAUAAACUGGAUUCAACAACUUCAGGUCUGCUAAACUCAUUAAGCGAUGAGCAGCUGCACUCAGUGAUGCAGCAACAUAGUGGAAGCUGGAAUUAUCUCACAGCGACAACGAACACAAGCGAUGUUCACACUUUAGAAGGAAAUGAACACAGUCCUAAUGAACUCGAAGACACCAAUCUAUUACAACAUACACAACAGCGCUCAGAUACUGAUGAUAUGCUGUGCGCUUUGGUAGAAAGUGUACCGUCUACAAUUGUGCAAAUGCAACAUACGCAAUCACACAAUGAGGAAGAAGACGACGAUCCAAUACACACGUUCCUCAAUAUAGAAAGUUUCUUCGAAAAAGACCUUAUUAACAUGAUUCAACAGGAAGAUAUAAUAUAUAAUAAUUUUCACCCAAAUUAUCGCAAUGCCAAAAUGAAACUUGAAGUUUGGGAUGAAAUUGCACGCAAACUAAAAAAGCCAGUUGGGCGCUGUCGUUUGAAAUGGAAAGCACUACGCGAUCAAUAUAUCAGAGAACAUAAACGACUGAAAGACCGCGAACAUUCUGAAUUAUUGCCGCGUUGGAAGCAUUAUGAUGCGCUUACUUUCUUGCAAAAGUUUAUAAAGCAUAAAACAAGCGAGAGUGAUGCUAAAAAUGUAGUACAACUGCCUAAAACCGAAUUAGACGCUGAUUUAGAUGAGCAAAUCAUCGAUAGUCCGCCAUUGCCGUCGCCAAUAGAAGUAGUACAACACGAUUUGGAACAGCAGCCAUUGCCAACACUAUCAGGUCCACAUACUCAACAUGACUUACAUACAGCAACGCAUGAUAUGUGUGUUGUUAGUGGCAGCAGUGUUGGCGGCUACGAUGAAAUGGACAUCGAUCAUUACAUUAUCGGACAUACGAGUGAUACGGGCGCCAAUGACGACGGCAUAGACAUGGUAGCUGCAGACGACGAGGAAGACCGUAAAUCGCAUCAACAUUUUACGGAGUAUCCGCCAAGUUCAACCAGUAAUAUGACUGCCAAUAACAGCGCAACUCAGCAGGAUAACGGAAAUGACGUAAAAUCGGAGGUGCAUGAAUUUAAAGAUAUAAAAGAAAGUAACAUAAUGAUACAACAAAGUGCCGUAUCAUUACAAGCACAACUACAACAGCAAUCGUCACAGCAGCAGCAACCACAGUCGCAGUUGGUCCUAUCACAACAACAUCAUCAGCAACCGUUAUUGAAGUUAAAAUCGCAAACCACGCAGCACCAUCAACAUUUGCUUACUAUAGAUGUUGGUGACAAGACAAGCACUGCCACACUCACUGCAAGGGAAAAAUGUAUUAUGCAAAUACAACACCAACAGCAGCCGCAGCAACAAAUACAUGAUUUUAGUAACGAAAUGAAGCCCCAACACACGCUUACAAGUGGUUUAGUGAAUAGCGGUAGUGCGAAUUUGACUUCCAACAAUAAUUGUGGCAUGGCAAUAUUAAACCCUAGCACCUCACUCAGCAUGGAGGCUAUCAAUUUACAGCCUUUGGUGAGUAGUUCGCAUAAUAGUUCGACAACAACAGCGACCACCACCACAAUGCAUGCACCGUCCACGUCCGUCACUGCCGCCUCUCUUCCAAUAGUUGAUAAUCAAAGAGCGACCGACACUGUUGGAGACGAUGAGGUCGGCGCCUUCUUCAAAGCAGUUGCCAUGAAAAUACGCAAUGCCAAUAUGUCACCGGUGUCUUUCACCGACCUACAAAUCGAUAUUUUGCGGGUGAUAAACGGUACACUGCGCCACAACUAGUUAAAAGCUCUUACAGCUCAUCACGCGUGUAAUUUUUUGUUUUCUCUUAUUUACUGUAAGCACUUGGUCCUUUAUUAUAAACUUUUAACAUUUGCUCUAAGCGCUUUCAUUAGAUAUUUUACAUAUUUUACUAAGUUUAAACUUUGCCGGUCUUACCAACAAGAUCUCUCUGUUGUCACAGAUAUAUUUCACUGGUAUGACUUUAAUUAUGUAAUUAGGAUAUGUUUAGCUCUUCAGCACGUCUUGAAAUAAAUUAAAUCAUAACUAUAUUACUAAGCAUAAAAUUUUACGAGCAGAUAAUCGAAAUAACCCAAAAAUAUAUUCAAAAUUAAAAUUUUUUAAUUUAAAUAUACUUUAAAUUAACUAAACUUCCUUAAUAAUUCAUGCUAUUUAUAAAUUGCGUUAAAGGAAGUGGCUAGAACUGUGCCAAAAUAGAUUAUUUAUUCUAAUAAAAGAAAACUGAUUUAGACUUGAGCAAAAUCCAACAAUGGCUGCCAAUUUGAUAUUGAUUUUGUUUUGUCUUCGUUCCAUGUUUUUUGAAUUGGUUAUUCAUA